Dromiciops gliroides (monito del monte) is the source of this 2290-nucleotide messenger RNA. RefSeq names its product chromosome 3 C1orf174 homolog (gene C3H1orf174). The coding region runs from base 125 to 868 and encodes 247 amino acids. The record is from RefSeq and is a predicted model, not a curated record. Lineage: Eukaryota; Metazoa; Chordata; Mammalia; Microbiotheria; Microbiotheriidae. The transcript is spliced from 4 exons.
GGUAGACGUCGGGACGACGCGGCGGCCCGGGGCUGGUGUCUCCCCCGGCUCGCGGGUCAGGUGCGCAAGGGAGCGUUAGCCCCGGGAGCUGAGGACGCCGCGGUGGCGGCGGCGCCUCAGACUCAUGAGGAGCCGGAAGCUUGCAGACGGGGUGCGCUCUUCAGCACGCCUAAGGAGCAAAAACUACCCAGCCACCAGAGCUGCCUCGGCCCAGGAAGUUGAUGUUUCCAAAUCUACAAAAACAGUGUGUUUGGCUUCAUCACACAAAGCAACUGAGAGACGUACUUCCAAGACACUCAAGUAUGAAAAAGAUGGUUUCAUCAAGUCAGAAUUACAAGAACUAACAACCAAAAAGGAAAAAACUUCUUUGCCAAAAACAUCUGAAACCUCCCAUGAGAAUGAGCCUUUGGAGUGUGCUGAGCACAAAGCAUUGCCUCCAAGUAAUGAAGCUAAUACUUCCAGAAUUUGUGAGCAGCAAAUAGAGAAGAAUGAGAAUGGUCUUUCUCAUCACAGUCACUCCAGAGACGUGGCUAACAGUUGCUUAACAAAGACUGAAAAUGACUUGGCCCUCCCCAAAUAUAAAGAAAAUCUGAUAGAGGAAGAUGUAUGUAAGCGUAGUGCCGUGCUGCUCGGGGAGGCCGGCUCAGAGGCAGCAGAUCCUGAGAGGACACCAUCCCACAUAGACAGUAGCAUCUUUUUAGACGAAGAUAGCAAUCAGCCAAUGCCAGUGAAUCGAUUCUUUGGAAAUGUCGAGCUCAUGCAAGACCUUCCGCCAGUUUCUCCACCUUGUCCUUCGAUGAGCAGACGGGAAUUCAGAAAAAUGCACUUCAGAGCCAAAGAUGAUGAUGACGAUGAUGCAGAGAUGUAGAUAUUUAAUAAAACAUUAUAAAAUUAGAUCUCUAUUUUUUAUACAUUAAGGACAGUUACCAGUGUCAUGCUAUUAUUACAAAUGAUUCUAGUUGCCACAUGUCAGUAUCGAUAGAAAAUCUAUCCCCAUGGGAACUUUCUAGCUUGAAAAGUAAGCUAGGGUAAUUUUGCUACUCCUGGUUGAUAAGUUUCUAAAGCCAAUGUGGAAACUCAUUGAGCCGAACUUGCAGAUUGUAAAGCUCCUGAUUUUUCUUUUGCGGGAUGAUUGGAAAGGAAAAUUUGCAUUGCUUUGUUCUUAAGUAUGGCAGCUCCAACUCCCUAAGACGACUAUACCUUCUAGCAAAGUGGGUAUGUUAUUUUUUAUAAUAAAUUAUGCUUUGAGUAAGCCCAGGUGGGGCUAAGAAAGGCUGGCACAUUUAUAAAUAUAAAAAUGGCAUUUAAAAUUUGUUUUUACAACAGAUAAACAAGUUUCUGUUCUGCCAGUCUGGGUUAUUCAGUGAUUCCUACAGGUGAUCUGAUAAAUUCACCUGAGUGAAUUUUGUACUCGUUUCCAUAUGCAUGUGAAACUAGUGGUUGCUAUAGACGUUUUAAGUUUGCAAAGGAAGUCUUUGACGCUAGAUUUUUUUUUUUACAAUUACAUUUUAAGAAGCUUUAAUUUUGUCCCUAAGUGGACAGUAUUAUUUCUUCCAGAAUUAUUUGACCCACUAAUGGAGAGAGAGAGAGAGCAAUUACUUGAGUAAAGAUCAAGUGCUUAAUUCUCAACUCCUAAGGGUUUGACUAGUGUUAAGGCUCCCACACCCAUGAAACAACCUGAAACAAGGUGAUUGGAAUAAAAGUAGAUCUCCACUUAAAAAGAAACAGCCCCAUUUACUUUUCAACAGGGAGGGGACUUUUUUUUAUCCAAUUAUCUUUGUGUAAGUUGUUACAAGUAAAAACAAAAAGUAAAUAAUGUUGAAUAUACUUUAAUUACUUCCCAAACUUCAUAUGUAGAGUAGUUAGGUAGCAAAUUAAAAUGAAGAGAAAUUUUUCAACUUCAUCUCAUACACAGUUCAAAUUAUUUGCCCUAGUUGACUUAUUUUUUCCCCCAGCAGCCAGUUUCAUUUCAAUAUGAUCAUUUUCCCAUUAGGAGAAGUGACCUUCACUUACUCCAAAUAAUUCUAUGAUUUAUUGGUCAGUGAACUACAAUACAUUUAAUAACUCGCACAUGUUGCUUAUAAUCCAUUCAUGUUAUGAUAGCUUGGGAGAAUAAUUUACAGUUUGAGAUUACUGCAUGAACUUGACUAUUAAUCAUAACACAUCUCACUGGUGGUAAUUGAGUUGCCGCAAAAUUUUAGAAUUUUGUGUUUGCUGUUAGUUUGUGUACUUUUUUAAAAAAUUAAAUCAGAAUGUUACCUACCAGUACUGCUCAUUGUUAUUGCUGUGU